GUUGCGAGGGCGUCGUGCAAGCUGCUACGGAGGCAGUGCGUCGAGCAAUACACAUUCAAGUCACACGGUGUGUACAUCUGGACACUGUCAAAGAGCAUUGAUGUCACCAAGCUCAAUGAAGAAGAUAGCGACGAGGGCGAUGACGCCAGCGACGAUGACGGUGAUGAUGCCAGUGACAAAGCCAGCGACAAGAAACCAAGUUCCAGGAAUGGAUCCGGUGGCCCAGAAAGGUGUGCUGGGAGUGGAUGGGCAUCCAUCGCCUUUCGUGUACUGGAUGCCAUUGAGCAGAUCUCAGAAAAGCGCGAUCGGGAGGUUUGUCCAGGCUUCUUUUUCAGGCAGGCGAGGCUAGUGAACAGGCACUGGAACGGUUGGGCAAACAAGGCAACCCUGCGCGUGGGACUGGCUUCAGAAUUCUCGUCCAUGAAUGGUCCCUCCCGGAGCGCCAUUCUGCGGUCUGUGAAAACCAAGUUCCCCAACGUGGAGGAGCUGAUGCUGCCGAGUGGGUUCAAGUUCACGAUGAUCGGGGCCCACUUCUUGAGCACGCUGUCCAAGCUCAGGCAUGUCGAGCUGCGAGACUGUCCCCUAAUGGACACCCAGCUGUCCUGGCUGAAGGGGCUGGUGGGACUGCGAAGCCUGAGGAUCCGGAAGAGCAGGCAAUCGACCGGGCCAGGAUGGGAGGCGAUCGGCGGGCUGGUGGCCCUACGGGAACUGCAUCUUGAGGACGUCAAGGUGGGGCGAAAUGCCUUGUGGACCAAGAUGCCCAGCCUGAGGAAGCUGGAGCUGAGGCUGGCAGAACAGAACAGGGUUUCAGAACACUCCAAGGACGGCGCCGAGGGCUGGCACAGAGUUCCGGUGGGUGUAUCCCGCCAGCCCGCUCUCACGGAACUGACCAUCUCCAAGAGCUUCGUGACGAAGGCGGACUUGGCCCAGUGGAGGGACCUGUGUGCGUUGACCUCGUUGACUCUUGUGGACAUUUUGUACCGCAGCGACCAUCCCCGGGAUAGGCACUUCUCAGGACUGGGGGCCCUGCAUGGGCUGCGGUUUCUGGGCCUGACAAGGUGCCACGGCAGAAUGGGCUUUUUGGCUAAACUCACUUCGUUGCAGUCUCUCAUGCUGGAGGAUUGCAAUGGUGCGAGAGGCAAGGGGAUGGGGAUGCUCACAAAUCUCACGUCUCUGUCCAUCGUGGGGUGCUCGAUGGUGAAGGACGCGGAUGCGAAGGGCUUAGUGGCGUUGACCGGGCUGCGGCGCCUGCGAGUGAGCAAAUGUGGGUUGACAAGUUCAGGAUUGGAGACUCUCACAUCAAUGGCUCCGGGAGUGGUGGUGGAUUCGGGGUGGUGA
Messenger RNA from Ostreobium quekettii, 1338 nucleotides. The record is from the annotation of a GenBank genome assembly. Lineage: Eukaryota; Viridiplantae; Chlorophyta; Ulvophyceae; Bryopsidales; Ostreobiaceae.